Messenger RNA from Uncinocarpus reesii 1704, 1632 nucleotides. RefSeq lists its product as uncharacterized. Bases 1 to 1632 code for a protein of 543 amino acids. NCBI's taxonomy places the organism in Eukaryota, Fungi, Ascomycota, Eurotiomycetes, Onygenales, Onygenaceae. The record is from RefSeq and is a predicted model, not a curated record. Gene Ontology annotation, molecular function: acyl-CoA dehydrogenase activity; flavin adenine dinucleotide binding. The transcript has 4 exons.
AUGUCGGCAAAAUUCUCAAAGGACGCUGUUGCGUCGCAUAACAGCGCGGGGGAUCUCUACGUCGUGAUUGACGAGGAUGUUUUCGAUUUGACCAAAUUCCAGGAUGAUCAUCCAGGUGGAAAGAAGAUCCUACAAAGAGUUGCGGGCAAGGAUGCCUCCAAGCAGUUCUGGAAAUACCACAGUCCCGCAGUUCUGAAGAAAUACCGAAAGCAGCUCCAAGUUGGGUCCCUGGAUACAAAGAAGGAUGUUGCUCCUCCCGCAGCCCCAGCCCCACCAGCGGCUCCUCGUGCGGAAAAGAAGGCCGAUGCUGGCUCAACCCUCACCAGAGCUCCUUCGACCCCGCUAGAGCCUUUCGGUGACCUAGUUCCAUUUGCUGACCCAGCUUGGUAUCAGGGGUACUUUUCCCCUUACUAUAACGAAACUCACGCUGCCCUUCGUGAUGAAGUUCGCCAAUGGGUUGAGACUGAGAUCGAACCCCACGUUCAUGAAUGGGACGAGGCCAAGAAGGUGCCCGAUUAUAUCUACAAGCAAAUGGGAGAACGAGGCUAUCUUGCUGGUUUGCUCGGGGUGGGAUAUGACGCAAGCCUCUCGAAAAAUACCGUCAAGAGCGUUCCCCCCGAAAAGUGGGAUUUGUUCCAUGAGAUUAUUGUCACCGACGAGCUCUCCCGCUGUGCCAGUGGAGGUGUCGUCUGGAACCUCAUCGGUGGCUUCGGUAUCGGCUGUCCACCCCUUCUCAAGUUUGGACGAAAGGAAGUUGUCCAGAGAGUUGUUCCCGGUAUUCUUGCUGGAGAUAAGCGCAUCUGCCUUGCCAUUACGGAACCAGAUGCCGGUUCCGAUGUGUCGAGCUUGACGUGCGAGGCCAAAUUGACUCCCGAUGGAAAACACUACAUCGUUAACGGUGAGAAGAAGUGGAUUACAAACGGCGUGUGGGCAGACUAUUUCACCGUGGCUGUGCGCACUGGUGAAAAUGGAAUGAACGGCGUCAGCGUCUUGCUCAUCGAGCGUGACUUUGGCGGCGUCAGCACGCGUAGAAUGGACUGCCAAGGUGUCUGGAGCAGUGGUACUACAUACAUUACCUUUGAAGAUGUCAAAGUUCCUGUCGAGAAUUUGAUUGGCAAGGAGAACAAAGGUUUCAAGGUCAUCAUGACCAACUUUAACCACGAGCGUGUCGGCAUUAUUAUUCAAUGUCUCCGUUUCUCUCGCGUCUGCUAUGAGGAAUCUGUCAAAUAUGCCCACAAACGCCGCACAUUCGGCAAGCGUCUAAUCGACCAUCCUGUCAUUCGGAUGAAACUGGCACACAUGGCCCGUCAGAUCGAAGCAUCUUACAACUGGCUCGAAAACAUCAUAUACCAAUGCCAGAACUACGACGACAUGGAAGCCUCACUCCGUCUUGGUGGCGCCAUUGCCGGCCUGAAAGCGCAGUCGACUACCACUUUUGAAUUCUGCGCACGGGAAGCCAGUCAGAUCUUUGGUGGACUCAGCUACAGCCGUGGUGGGCAAGGUGGCAAGGUCGAACGUCUGUAUCGCGAUGUCAGAGCCUAUGCUAUCCCCGGAGGCAGCGAGGAAAUCAUGUUGGAUCUCAGCAUGAGACAAAGCUUGAAGGUCCACAAGGCCUUUGGCAUGAACUUGUAA